Messenger RNA from Anolis sagrei ordinatus, 2620 nucleotides. RefSeq names its product tripartite motif containing 32 (gene TRIM32). The record is from RefSeq and is a predicted model, not a curated record. Gene Ontology annotation, biological process: protein K48-linked ubiquitination. Gene Ontology annotation, molecular function: ubiquitin protein ligase activity; protein binding; zinc ion binding. NCBI's taxonomy places the organism in Eukaryota, Metazoa, Chordata, Lepidosauria, Squamata, Anolidae. Gene Ontology annotation, cellular component: cytoplasm.
GCAUCGCGGGGGACUGACUGCGCAGGCGCAGAGCCCAGGAAGGAACAAAGGCUUUUGCUGCAGCUGCUGCAAGGAGAAAGCAAGCCUGCAAAGCGAAAGCAAGCCAAGCAGGACUAAAGAAGUUUGGGAUAAAUGCAACCAGCCUACCCAUGGCAACCAUGGCUGCUGCUCCGCAACUCAACUCAGACGCUCUACGCGAAGUCUUGGAGUGCCCUAUUUGCAUGGAGUGCUUUACCGAGGAACACCUGAGGCCGAAGCUGCUGCACUGCGGGCACACCAUCUGCAGACAGUGUUCCGAGAAGCUCUUGGCCAACAGCAUCAACGGGAUCCGCUGCCCGUUCUGUAGCAAAGUCACGCGCAUCACGAACCUGGCCCAGCUCAACGACAACCUGACCGUGCUGAAGAUCAUCGACACGGCGGGCCUUGGCGAGACUGUGGGCCUCCUGAUGUGCAAGGCGUGCGGACGCCGACUACCCAAGCACUUCUGUAAGAGCUGCGGCUUGGUCCUCUGCGAGCCUUGUAAGGAGGCCGACCAUACACAGCAGGGGCACGCCGUGGUGGUCAUCAAAGAGGCCGCCGACGAGCGGAGAAGGGAGUUCGGAGCCAAGCUUGGCCGCUUGCGGGAGCUGAUGGGAGACCUUCAGAAACGGAAGACCUCCUUGGAAGGGGUUUCGAAGGACCUCCAAGUCAGGUACAAAGCGGUCCUGCAGGAGUACGGCAAAGAAGAGCGCAAGGUCCAAGAGGAGCUGGCCCGGUCUCGUAAGUUCUUCACGAACUCCCUCUCAGAGGUGGAGAAGGUCAACAGCCAGAUCAUGGAGGAGCAAGCCUACCUGCUGAACAUUGCCGAGGUGCAGAUCGUGUCUCGGUGCGACUACUUCCUUGCCAAAAUCAAGCAGGGGGACAUGGCCCUUCUUGAGGAAGGGGGGGACGAGGAGGAGCCGGAGUUGAUGAACAGCCUCCCCAAAGAGCUGACCCUGCAAGAUGUAGAGCUGCUGAAGGUGGGCCGCGUUGGUCCGCUUCAGAUCGGACAAGUGGUGAAGAAACCGCGAAGCAUCAACGUAGAGGAAUCGCUAAUGGAGAUGGCGGCGGCGGCGGCGGCGGCUUCGGUGUCCUUUAGGGAGGCCGACGUGGCAGAGGAGGAAGCCAACUCUCUUCCCAGCUGCCCUUCCCCUGCCAAGCCGAGAGUGCCCGAAGCGGCCACCAGCAUCCAGCAGUGCCACUUCCUCAAGAAGAUGGGCUCCAAAGGAAGCACGCCCGGGACGUUUAACCUGCCAGUCAGCCUGCACGUCACCCCACAAGGAGAGGUGCUUGUGGCCGACCGUGGAAACUUCCGUAUCCAAGUCUUCACCCGCAAGGGCUUCCUGAAGGAGAUUCGCCGGAGCCCUAGCGGCAUCGAUAGCUUCGUACUCAGCUUCUUAGGUGCGGAUCUGCCCAACUUGACUCCUCUCUCGGUUACCAUGAACUGUCACGGCCUGAUUGGCGUCACCGACAGUUACGACAAUUCAGUGAAGGUCUACACCAUCGACGGGCAUUGUGUGGCCUGUCACCGGAGCCAACUGAGCAAGCCAUGGGGCAUCACGGCUCUCCCGUCGGGACAGUUCGUCGUAACGGACGUGGAAGGGGGAAAGCUUUGGUGUUUCACCGUCGACCGCGGGGUCGGGGUGGUGAAGUACAGCUGCUUGUGCAGCGCGGUGCGGCCAAAGUUUGUGACUUGCGAUGCCGAAGGGAUGAUCUACUUCACCCAGGGGCUGGGGUUGAAUCUCGAAAACCGCCAGCACGAACAUCACUUGGAAGGGGGCUUUUCGAUCGGCUCUGUCGGCCCGGACGGGCAGCUCGGCAGGCAAAUCAGCCACUUCUUCUCCGAGAACGAGGACUUUCGAUGCAUCGCUGGUAUGUGCGUUGACUCCCGGGGGGACUUGAUUGUUGCCGACAGCAGCCGGAAAGAGAUCCUGCAUUUCCCCAAGGGGGGCGGCUAUAAUAUCUUAAUCCGAGAGGGACUCAUCUGCCCCGUUGGCAUCGCUAUCACACCCAAGGGACAGCUCUUAGUCUUAGACUGUUGGGAUCACUGCAUUAAGAUCUACAGUUACCACUUGAGGAGGUACUCCACGCCUUAGGAACGAAGAAACGGCACCCCUCUUCUAAAACUAUUGCUAGAUCAUUGACUUUUAGCGGUUUCCUACAUUUCAAGCAGACUGCGCCACAAUCAUUUGUGUGCCGCUGAAAACAAAAAGUCUGCCUUUGGACGCGGCCGUGUGUGUGCAUGUGUUUUUUGUUUUUUUGGAGGGGGGUUAAAAAUACAUGUAAGUGUUCGGGAAAAAAGUACCCUAAAAUAUAGCAGAGCACCCAAAAACAAACAGGAUACAAAAGUUGAGCAUUAAAUGCUGUGUGAUGUAGCCGUAAAGAAUUCAGAGCUUAGGAGGCAAAUAUGCAGGAUCCCAUUUAAAAAAUUGAUUUAAAAAAUACAUGUAAACAUUAGGGGAAAAGUGCCCUAAAAUAUAGCAGAGCACCCAAAAACAAACAGGAUACGAAAGUUGAACAUCAGCUCAUUAGCGACCAGAGCAUGAUGUGCUGCGUGAUGUGACUGUAAAGAACUUAGGAGACAAAUAUGCAGGGUACCAUU